Messenger RNA from Podarcis lilfordi (Lilford's wall lizard), 13355 nucleotides. Lineage: Eukaryota; Metazoa; Chordata; Lepidosauria; Squamata; Lacertidae. The record is from the annotation of a GenBank genome assembly.
GAGAAGACCGGCAGGCCCCAAUUAGCAUGGCCCCGCCCACCUCGGCCCGUUGCCGUUGCUUGAGCUCCUGCUGGGCCGCGCGCUGCUUGGCCUUCUCCAGGCGGCUGCUGGGACCGUCCUUGCCCUUGGGAGGCGUCCCCUGCUGCGGCAGCGGGAUGGGAGGCGGCGGCAGCUUUUCGCGGCGGGCCCCGCCGGGCUCCAUUUUCUUCCUCCUCCCGCGAAGGAAGAUGGCGGCCGAGGUAGGGACGGCGCAUGCGCCGGGGGAGGAGCGUAGCGGGGGUGGGAGAAGAAGCGCACCUUCGCACGGGAUUGGGGAGGUAGCCGCUCUACCCACCCACUCGUCUCUAUGAUGCGGCGCUCAUACAUGAGGACUGUACGCAUGCGCGAGAACAGGUGCUGCGGUGAUAUCAGAGAUAGGAAUAGUAAGAGUUACACAUUCCAUGAGUUUGGAACGGGCGUUUCCGGGCUCGCUUUGGAUAAAAGCAUUCUUAAAUAUCUCACGUUUAGAGGUGAGAUAUCUCCAUGGAGAAAUCCUUGAUUUUAGCCUAGUUGUGCCCUCUUCUCCCAAAAGAAAAAGGGAAGCCGUUGCCGAGAUUCGGUUGGCCUUCACUAGUGGCCAAGCCUUUAAUGUGAUAGGUCCUGCCCUGCGGAACUCCCUGCGACUAGACCUUUGGCAGGAACCGUCCCUCUUUUGAGAACUGUAUUCAUGCACUCCUCUGCAGCGAUUGGCGUAGCCGCUAGUUUAACAAUGCACUGCCUGAAAGGAGGGUUUAAUCUCUGGGUCGUGCAUUGCAGAGGGUCGGACUAGAUGAUCCUCCUGGUCCCUUCCAACCAUACAAAUCUAUGAGCUGUGAUCUACUUGUGUUCCUUUUGCAUUAAUAGGUAAUACAACUGGUAAAGGCUGCUGAGUUUCUCAUUGUCUUUUUGAGCUUUUGUUGUUGUUUAGUCGUGUCCGACACUUCAUGACCCCAUGGACCAGAGCAUGCCAGGCCCUCCUGUCUUCCACUGCCUCCCGCAGUUUGGUCAAACUCAUGCUGGUAGCUUCGAGAACACUGUCCAACCAUCUCGUCCUCUGUCGUCCCCUUCUCCUUGUGCCCUCCAUCUUUCCCAAUAUCAGGGUAUUUUCCAGGGAGUCUUCUCUUCUCAUGAGGUGGCCAAAGUAUUGGAGCCUCAGCUUCAGGAUCUGUCCUUCCAGUGAGCACUCAGGGCUGAUUUCCUUCAGAAUGGAUAGGUUUGAUCUUCUUGCAGUCCAUGGGACUCUCAAGUGUCUCCUCCAACACCAUAAUUGAAAAGCAUCAAUUCUUCGGCGAUCAGCCUUCUUUAUGGUCCAGCUCUCACUUCCAUACAUCACUACUGGGGAAACCAUAGCUUUAACUAUACUUGAGCUUAGUUUAAUAAAAAUAAAAGUAGUGUAAUAGUUUGGGCAAUGUGCAAGUUGCAAUAUCAGUGUCGUUCCAAUCUCAAGGGCCUUCUGAGGCUGGAGAUCUCUUAGCACCUCUCCUCUGCCUAUUCAACUCCCUAUGCAACACAUUCCAGCCCCUCUUUAGUGCUGUUUCUGGUUUUCAUUUGUACCUCUUUGCCAUUCAUCCUCAUCCAAUCAUGGAAUGGUAGAUUUCGAUGAGACCUCCAAAGGCCAUCUAGUCCAACCCCCUGAGACCCUUGUUGAUUUGCUCCCUGUGCCAAGAAGUUUUAUGGAGAACCACCACGAGGGCCCGACAACACUGAAAAAGCCAUAGCGUGAAACAGAGUCCUGCCCGGGGCUGGAGGGGAUCUGAGGAGACACCUCCAGAACUCCCAUCAUUUUAUUUACAUUUCAUAAAAUUUGCUUGGCCACAAAACAAAACAAACCUCAGAGCAGUUUACAAACGAGAUAAAAUUACCAACAAGAAAAACGACAACAGCGAUUUAAAACUACUGUAUCAGAAAGUUAAAAAUAGCAACAGACUUGAAACAGAUGGAAACUGGCAUCAACCAAUAAUAACAACAAUUUUAUUAUUUAUACCCCACCCAUUUGGAUGGGUUUCCCAAUACCAAUACCCAAUACUUUUUUCUAAAAAAAAAAAAAAAAAGUUUAUGGGUACAGUAUUCUCAUUUUGACUCAAGAAAAUCUCCAUUUUAUAGUUCAAAUCAGGAAAAAUAAACACAGUAAAUGGACAAAAGUACAAAGAUUCACAUGUUUAGGGGGGUGCGUACCCCUGCGUACCUCCAGAAAACAGCACUGCCAAUACUAAUUCUUUCCAGGGAUUUUGCACUAAACAGCCCAGAUUCGCAUUUUGGAUGCGUGUUUAGUUUUAAUGUCAAUUCAGUUGUGUUUGCAUCCUUCCUUUUUUGCGUAUGUCCUUUCUUUUUCUUUUUUAACUUGCACCAACUUUCCUACCACCUGGAUAGGAUUUGGCUAGAUUCCGGAAAGGUUACGUCGAAGGCGUCCGCCCGAUGUCCCUCUGCAGGGAGUUCCAAAGCCUUGGCCCCCUAAAACCGAGUUGUCACAAACGCGGAGAGGCGAUUGUGUGACAUCCCUCGGGGAUGGUGUGAAAACGACGGAGACCGGAAUCCGGCGCCGCCUAGCGGGCCGCGCAGCCUCCACCCAGCCUGCGAUCCCGGCUCGCUUUGUCCAACACGGGAAGGCGGAGCGCCGGCUCUGCUCUUCCGAUCCAUCUCGCCUCUUCUUCUUCGUCCUGCUCCUCCUUUUGCAGCCCGUCGGGGGCGCAGGGAGGAGCCGGAGGUAGAGAAGCAGGAGGCGGAGGCAAGACGAGGCCGGCCGGCGGACGCCUCUCUCCUUCCUCCCGGUCCCUUUGCGCUCCUCUCCGCCGCGGCCCCCUCGCCAUCUCUCCACCGGGCGCGCCGUCCAGGCGCCCAGGUUUGCGCUCCUCUCCGCCGCUGCCCCCUCUCCAUCUCUCCACCGGGCGCGCCGUCCUCCGGAGGAGACACAAAGGGAGCCCGGAGAAGGCGCCUGGCUGCUGGGCCGGGCCGGAUCGGGCCGAGGCGAACCGGGGCAAAGCGGUGGCCGCGGCUGGGGCCAGGUGGUGGCGCGCCAUGGCGGGCGCGUCGGGCGCGUCGUGCAGCCUGAAGGACGAGCUGCUGUGCUCCAUCUGCCUGAGCAUCUACCAGGACCCGGUGAGUUUCGGCUGCGAGCACUACUUCUGCCGCCGCUGCAUCACGGAGCAUUGGAGCCGCCAGGAGGCGCAGGCGGCGCCGGCCCGCGACUGCCCCGAGUGCCGGCGCACGUUCGCCGAGCCGGCGCUGGCGCCCAGCCUCAAGCUGGCCAACAUCGUGGAGCGCUACGCCGCCUUCCCUCUCGACGCCAUCCUGCUGAGCGCGCAGCAGCGCGGCGCCUCCGCCUUCGCGUGCGCCAAGGAGCACGGCAAGGUCAAGCUCUUCUGCCUCACCGACCGCGCCGUCGUCUGCUUCUUCUGCGACGAGCCGGCCGUGCACGAGCAGCACCAGGUCACCAGCCUCGACGACGCCUUCGAGGAGCUCCAGGUGCGCAGAGGGGAGGAGGAGGCCGGGAUGGGGAGGAGGCUGUCUGCUGCAUCCCUGGAGAGAGGAGGGUGCCUGCUGUGUCUCUGUAGGAGCUGGCGGGGAAGGGCGCCUGUUAUGCCCCUGGGAAGCUGGAAGAGGCGUGUCCAGUUGUGGCCUUGUAGGAAGGUGCCCGUUGUGCCCCUGGAGGAGGGGAAGGGGUCCAGUUCCAGCCCCGGAAGGAACUGGAGAAGGGUGCCUGUUGUGCCCUUGGAGGUGGAGAAGAAGGCCUGUUGUGUCCCUGUAUGAGCUGCAGGAGAAGGGUCCCAUGGCGCUUCUGUUGUGCCCAGUGCUAUUUUUCUAGAAGAGGGAACCCUUGUUCUCUUAGACUGGCGCCCACCUGAGAGGUGCUGGAACUGAGUUAUUGAGAUCUUGGACUGAGAAAAAAAAAGCCCUGGUUGUGCCCAUAUAGUCCAGCAUCCUGUUCUCGCAGUGGCCAAACAGCAGAGCCAUUGUGGCUAGAAGCCUCCCCUCCUCCAUGAAUUUGCCCAGUCCUUUUUUAAUGCCAUCUAGGUUGGUUGUCACGACCGCCUCCUGUGGCGGGGAGUUCCGUAGUUUAACUCUGCGCUGUGUGAAUAACUGCCUCAUUCUGGGAGGGCCCCUGAGCUCUGCAGCGGGAGCAGGGUAGGGGUGCGAGACCCACCCUGGACGAUGUCGAAGCUGCGGGCACUGCAUCACCUCCUUGCCGCCCGUCUAUUUUUCAGAGGGAACUUAAGGAGCAGCUGCAGACUCUGCAGGACAGCGAGCGCGGCCACACAGAAGCCCUGGCUCUCCUGAAACGUCAGCUAGCCGAGACAAAGGUAAAGGCUGGGGUGGUGGUUUGGCAGGCCCCAAAGUUGUACCUGGGUGAUGGCAGAAGGCUCCUGAGCAAAACCCACCAUUGCCUACGCUGAGUUACAGGCAGGUGACAUUCCUCAUCCUAGCUGGUGCCUUUGGAGUUUGAACCUGGGACCAAGGUGUCUCCUGCUGAGCUAUAGCCCUCCCCUAAAAACAGAGUAAUAUUCUAGUCCUCAUUGUUCCGGACAAAGAGCUGGUUUAAAUAAGAAGUUCCCUUAUACCGAAUCAAGCCUUUGGUCCAUCUAGGUCGGUAUCGCCAACACUGACCAACCAGGGUUUUAGUCUGGGGAGACAGUCCCAGCCCUGUCAGGACAUGUUGCCAAGAAACGACACCUGGGACCUUCAUGCUUAGGUCUGCAUGCUAAGAUGAUGCUCUGCCCUUGAGCUGUGGUCCUUUCCUCAAAAAAUAAAAAUAAAAAUACAGGCUCCUAGUCCUCAAGGCCCUGAACAAAUGGUGUGACUUAAGCUCUGUGGUAUCUGGAGGGCCACAGAUUUCCCCCCUCUUGAUUUUAAGUAAACGGGGUUUCUAUAAAUGCCAGUUUGUCUCUUCACCCCUGAAAAUUUUGACUUGUGUUCUAAGACUGCAAACCAAUACUAGAGAUUUUUCACCUGUUUUGCUCCUGCCUUCUGCUAAAAGGAGCCCUUUAAAAACUUCCCAUGCUAGUUUAAAGCCUGCUAGUUGUUGAUAUCAGCUGCGGAAGAGAUUUUGAAGCCUCAGGUGUCUGCCUUCUCACUAAAUGAAUAGCCCUCUUGUUUUGUGGGGACUGAAGGGAGCUGGGAACAUUGCUCAGAUCCGAUCGCUCCCCCCAGAGUGCAAAUACUGCAGCGCUUUCGGAUAAAAAGGUUUGUGGUGGUGGCGCUUCUCAUGUUUCGACAUCCAAGGCCCCUUUGCUGACAGUCGCUCGGGUGCUAAGCAUGCAGAAGCAUACAAGGGAGGUUUCUUACAGUGAGACAGACCAUUGGAGUCCACCAGGCUCGACAUUGCCUUGCAGAAAAGGCUGUAGCUCAUUGGCCGAGCAUCUGUGCAAGGCUCCUGGUUCAGUCCCCAAAGACAUCUUUGAGAGACCACUGCCUGGAAAACUGGAGAGCCUCUGCCAGUCAGAGUAGGCAGCACUGAGCUAGUUGGGCCAAUGGUCCGGAUGCGUCACCUGCCUGUGUCUGCAGCAAGGGCUUGGGAACCUGCAGCUCUCCUGAUGUUACAGAAUCAUAGAAUUGUGGAGCUGGAAGGAACCCCUAAGGGUCAAAUGCAGGAAUCACAACCAAGGAAUCCCUGACAGGUGGCUCUGUUGCUGGACUCCAGCUCCCAAGAGCCUCUGCCACUGUGGCCAGUGUUUAGUGGUAGUUCCGGAAUAUCUGGACGAGCACCUGAUCCUCAUCCCUGAUUGACCGUGACUUUCUGUCCAGGGGUUUGCGAUGGAGAGGAUGUCCCUGUACAGUGGUACCUCGGGUUACAUACGCUUCAGGUUACAGGCUCUUCAGGUUACAGACUCUGCUAACCCAGAAAUAGUACCUCGGGUUAAGAACUUUGCUUCAGGAUGAGAACAGAAAUCAUGCUGCAGCGGUGCGGCGGCAGCGGGAGGCCCCAUUAACUAAAGUGGUGCUUCAGGUUAAGAACAGUUUCAGGUUAAGAACGGACCUCCGGAGCAAUUAAGUCCUUAACCCGAGGUACCACUGUAUUAAGGGACACAGGAGGUGCUGUGGGUUAAACCACAGAGCGUAGGGCUUGCUGAUCAGAAGGUCGGCGGUUCGAAUCCCUGCAACAGGGUGAGCUCCCGUUGCUCGGUCCCUGCUCCUGCCAACUUAGCAGUUUGAAAGCACGUCAAAGUGCAAGUAGAUAAAUAGGUACUGCUCCGGUGGGAAGGUAAAUGGCGUUUCUGUGUGCUGCUCUGGUUCGCCAGAAGCGGCUUAGUCAUGCUGGCCACAUGACCCGGAAGCUGUACACCGACUCCCUCGGCCAAUAAAGCAAGAUGAGCUCCGCAACCCCAGAGUCGGUCACGACUGGACCUAAUGGUCAGGGUCCCUUUACCUUUACCUUUUACCACUGUAUUACCUGAAGGUGCUGCUGAGGUUUGAAGCUGGCGCAUUCUGCAAAUGGAGCUGGGCAUCUACCGCUGACCUGCAGCCCUUCUUUUAAGGCAGGGAUGGGGAACCUGUGUCUCUCCAGAUGUUCCUGGAUUCGAACUCCCAACAGCCAGCAUGGGCAGUGGUCAGGGAUGAAGGGAGUUGAAGGAGGCCGUCCACAUCUGGAGGGCCCAGGGUUCUCCAUCCCUUCAUUAAAAGCCUAAUUAUAACAAUACCAAUUUAUAAUACAAUUACUAAUAUCAAUCAUUUAAAUACCAAAUUAUAUAAUUUAGAUAAAGUGGGCCCCCACCACGUGCUAGAAUUGAUGAUUUUCUUUAUUUCUGCAUUCCAAAAUCUUCCUGAUUUCAGUUACAUUCCAGUCAUAAUAAUACAACAGCUGCAAUAUUUAUAAUUUCUAUUUGUGUUGACACAUUAAAUGAUUUAUGAAACUACAAGUGAGGAUCUCAAAACUAUAUCCUUGUUCUUCCUGUGUGUGACAUUUAUUCCGUCCAUGGUGUUUCUUCCUGUCCUUGUAAAAUGGGAUAUACCGUAUUUUUCGCUCGAUACAACGCACCCGACCAUAGGACGCACCUUGUUUUAGAGGGGGAGAACAAGGAAAAAAAAAAUCCCCCUCUCUGCUCAGCACCCCUUCAGCGAAGCGGCAGGAGAAACGGAGCCCCUUCCAUUUUUCCUCCCGCUUUGCUGAAGGGGCGCUGCACAGCUCUCCCUCUCUGCUGAAGCCAGGAGAGACUUGCUCUCCCGGCUUCGGCAAAAGGAACCCGAAGCCUUCGGAGAGAGUUCCUGCUGCGCUCCAAAAUCUUCAGGCGGCUAUCCCUGAAGCCUGGAGAGUGAGGGGUUGGUGCGCACCGACCCAUCUCGCUCUCCAGGCUUCAGCGAGCUAGCGAAGCCUCCGGAGCGCGGAGGGAGCUCUCCCUCUGCGCUUCGGAGGGUUUGCGUUGCUAUCGCUGAAGCCAAGGAGCCUGCAUUCGCUCCAUAGGACGCAUACACAUUUCCCCUUCAUUUUUGGAGAGGAAAAAGUGCGUCCUAUAGAUAAAAAAAUACGGUAUAUAUUUCCCCGGUUGUUGCUGUGAUCUGUCACGCCUUGGGCAAAGCUGAUAUCCCAUUAUUGUUCCAGAGAUUUCUCCAUCACUCAGUCCCAUGCUUGGUUAUUUUGCAACUUUAAAGUCACACCUCUCAUCAAAAUGGGAGGUCUCUUUCCCCACCCCGUCCCCCACGCAGACAGCUUUAAACAAGUCGCAAGAUCCGCAAGAUCUCCGUCUUCGCACAACAACCUUGCAGGGCGGUAUCGAGGCGAUCGCGGGUCUUCGUCAAGGGAAGCCAAGCUCCACCCGUGACUUGCCUGCAUCUCAUUCUCUCCCCGCAGUCCUCCGCCAAGAGCCUGCGGGCCACAAUCGGGGAGGCGUUUGAACGGCUGCACCGCCUGCUCCGCGAGCGCCAGAAGGCCAUGUUGGAGGAGCUGGAGGCAGACACGGCCCGGACUCUGACGGACAUCGAGCAGAAGAUCCAGCGCUACAGCCAGCAGCUCCGCAAAGUCCAGGAGGGUAGUCAGAUCCUCCAGGAGCGGCUGGCCGAGGCGGACAAGCACUCCUUCCUGGCCGGCAUUGCGUCCUUGUCCGAGAGGUAGGGUGAGUUACGCGGGCGGCUGACAGCAGGGGGAGUUUGGGAGCCCAGGGUUAGAGCAGCCUUCCCCAGCUGCGUCAAACUAAGCAUCAUUCAUAGGAACACAGGGAGGCUGCUGGACCAGCCCAGCUUCCCAUUCUCACAGGGAGCAAACAAUUUAACCCCUGUGUUGCAAACAGUAGUCAGUAAUAUCCAAGGCAACACCAUGACCAAAUGCAAUGAUACGAUAUCAAUAUACACUCUUUAUAUAAUAUGAAAUACAGUAGUACCUCGGGUUACAUACGUUUCAGGUUACAUACGCUUCAGGUUACAGACUCCACUAACCCAGAAAUAGUGCUUCAGGUUAAGAACUUUGCUUCAGGAUGAGAACAGAAAUUGUGCUCCGGCGGCGCGGCGGCAGCAGGAGGCCCCAUUAGCUAAAGUGGUGCUUCAGGUUAAGAACAGUUUCAGGUUAAGUACGGACCUCCAGAAUGAAUUAGGUACUUAACCCGAGGUACCACUAUAUAUGAAAUCACUUAAAGAAAAAACUUAUGGAUCUCUGAAAGUCACGAAAUAUGCACUCUUAAUGGAUUCUCUUGAAAACGUGAAACCAAAUAAACAUAAGCCUUAUAAGUCUCUGAAAGUCUUUGAAGACUAUGCAGGUCUCUGGAAGAAGCAAUGUAUCAGAUUCUUAUCUGGUGAAAACAUGCUGUAAAGCUUUGUUUAUGGCAUCCAACGCUGCCAAAGUAGUUCGCAAACAGACGCUGUGAACAGUGAUUCCGGAUAUACCCGCUGUUUCGUGGAAUUUUUCUUCAUAACUUUAUGAACGCUCCUCCAUAGCAAUUGUGGUUAUACUUUUCCAUUCACCAUAUAGAUGGGUUUAUGAAGCAUUUCUGUAUCCUUCUGCUGUGCUGAAGAAGAAUUCCAUGGAACAGUGGGUAUAUUCUUUCAGAGACUUGCAUAGUCUUCAAAGACUUUCAGAGACUUAUAAGACUUAUGUUUAUUUGGCUCUAUGUUUUCAAGAGAAUCCAUCAAGAGUGCAUAUUUUGUGACUUUCAGAGAUUCCUAAGUUUUCUGAUUAUGUGAUUUCAUAUAUUUCAUAUUAUAGUGGUACCUCGGGUUACAUAUGUUUCAGGUUACAUACGCUUCAGGUUACACACUCCGCUAACCCAGAAAUAGUGCUUCAGGUUAAGAACUUUGCUUCAGGAUAAGAACAGAAAUCGUGCUCCGGCAGUGCAGCAGCAGCAGGAGGCCCCAUUAGCUAAAGUGGUGCUUCAGGUUAAGAACAGUUUCAGGUUAAGAACAGACCUCCGGAACGAAUUAAGUACUUAACUUGAGGUACCACUGUAUAUAAAGGGUGUAUAUUGAUAUCGUAUCAUUCUAUUUGGUCAUCGUGCUGCCUUGGAUAUUACUGACUCACGGGGCCAGCCAGAUACUCCAGUGGGAGACCUGCAAGCCGGACCUCAUUAAAACAGCAACUGUGUUCCUUCGUUCUUUCAGCUUGAUGCUUAUUCACAGCUAUACAAAAAUACAAACCCAUUGCAAAGCAUCUUUUUUUAUAAUAUACUAAAAUAAAACAGCUACUUUUUAUGCUAUAUUAAGAUAAACAGUCUAAAAAAGGACAAAAGUCAGAAAGAAAAGAGAAGUACUGUAAAAGAGAGAGAGAGAAGGGAAAGAGGAAAAACUAAAGGUGUGUUUUCCAGCAAUGGUUAUUCAAAAGCAUCACUGCCUCGGGCCAUGGAGGCAGAGUACAGCCACUGUGUCUAGCAAACAUCAAGUAGACCCAUUGAAAGUGUGUGCAGCCCACGUGCUCCUUGCUCACCCUGGUUCUCUUCCUCCUCACAAGGCUCAAGGGCAAGAUCCACGAAACGAACCUCACAUACGAGGACUUCCCCACCUCCAAGUAUAUGGGGCCCUUGCAGUACACGAUCUGGAAAUCUCUUUUUCAGGACAUCCACCCAGGUGAGCUAAUGUGUUUGCUUCAUUUCUGAAUUGCUUCCUGUAAAACUAUCCCGAUUUUAACAGUGAACGGCCGCAACAAAAUCAGCAUUAUAUGACAGUUGCAAGUCUGAGGCAGAUGUAGACUGGGAUAAAAGAUCUCCACUUCAAAGGUGUUGUUGGGAAAGGAAGGUUCUUACUGUUGGUGCAAGGGAAAAAAAUAGGUAUAAAAGUAGAAUGCCGCAAUCCACGUUUGGUGAGAGAACCCCAGAAGAGAUUUAAAAUCACAAAGCACGCAGCAAAGUAAAGCAUGGAAUUAGAGGUUGUUAGACCGUUGAAAUAUGCCCUUGUGAGUUUCAGAACUCCCCUCACAUCUAAAAAGACCACAUGUUUGGGAAAUUAAAAAUGGUAUACUUACAAACUCUCCAAAGGUCAUAUUCAUGUGCUUUUCCAUACAGCAGUCAGAAAAAGUUGCCGAGGCAGUAAAACUUGGCUUAGUUACAGUGGUGAAAGUUUAAAAUAUUGGUGGGUGCCACUACCGAGAAGGCAUUUGGCCUGGUUCCCUGUAACUUGGCUUCUCGCAGUGAGGGAACCGCCAGAAGGCCCUCGGAGCUGGACCUCAGUGUCCGGGCAGAACAAUGGGGGUGGAGAUGCUCCUUCAGGUAUACAGGACCGAGGCCAUUUAGGGCUUUAAAGAUCAGCACCAACACUUUGAAUUGUGCUCGGAAACAUACUGGGAGCCAAUGUAGGCCUUUCAAGACCGGUGUUACGUGGUCUCGGUGGGCGCUCCCAGUCACCAGUCUAGCUGCCGCAUUCUGGAUUAGUUGUAGUUUCCGGGUCACCUUCAAAGGUAGCUCCACAUAGAGUGCAUUGCAGUAGUCCAAGCGAGAGAUAACCAGAGCAUGCACCACUCUGGCGAGACAGUCUGCGGGCAGGGAGGGUCUCAGCCUGCGUACCAGGUGGAGCUGGUAGACAGCUGCCCUGGACACAGAAUUAACCUGUGCCUCCAUGGACAGCUGAGAUUCCAAAAUGACUCCCAGGCUGCGCACCUCGUCCUUCAGGGGCACAGUUACCCUAUUCAGGACCAGGGAGUCCUCCACACCCGCCUGUCUCCUGUCCCCCAAGAACAGUACUUCUGUCUUGUCAGGAUUCAACCUCAAUCUGUUAGUCACCAUCCAUCCUCCAACCGCCUCCAGGCACUCACACAGGACCUUCACUGGUUCUGAUUUAAAGGAGAGGUAGAGCUGGGUAUCAUCUGCAUACUGAUGAACACCCAGCCCAAACCCCCUGAUGAUCUCUCCCAGCGGCUGCAUGUAGAUGUUGAAAAGCAUGGGGGAGAGGACAGAACCCUGAGGCACCCCACAAGUAAGAGCCCAGGGGUCUGAACACUCAUCCCCACCACCACUUUCUGAACACUGCCCAGGGAGUCCGUCCAACCAAACGGUGUAGAAAUAUUACAAAAUGAAUAAAUAGUAACAUAUUUCUCCCCGCAGUGCCUGCCACCCUCACGCUGGACCCCUCCACAGCCCACCAGCGCCUCAUCCUCUCCGACGACUGCACCAUCGUGGCCUACGGCAACCUGCACCCGCAGCCGCUGCAAGACUCCCCCAAGCGCUUUGACGUGGAGGUCUCGGUGCUGGGCUCGGAGGCCUUUGGCGGCGGGGUGCACUACUGGGAGGUGGUGGUCUCGGAGAAGACGCAGUGGAUGAUCGGCCUGGCGCACGAGGCCGUCACGCGCAAGGGCAGCAUCCAGAUCCAGCCCAGCCGCGGCUUCUACUGCAUCGUCAUGCAUGACGGCAACCAGUACAGCGCUUGCACGGAGCCCUGGACCCGGCUGAACGUCAAGAGCAAGCUGGAGAAGGUGGGCGUCUUCUUGGACUACGACCGCGGCCUCCUGAUCUUCUACAACGCGGACGACAUGUCCUGGCUGUACACCUUCCGGGAGCGCUUCCCGGGCAAGCUCUGCUCCUACUUCAGCCCGGGGCAGAGCCACGCCAACGGGAAGAACGUGCAGCCGCUGCGGAUCAACACUGUCCGCAUUUAAGGGCUGCCGACUGGGUGGGGGAACCGUCAGCGGCACGGCACUGACUGUUGUGAGCCGUGAUGCCUGACUCCUGGGGGUCCCUCCCAACUCUACCAUUCUGUGGUUCUGUUCUUGACUGGCAGAACACAGGGGUGAACACGCAGGGUUCCUUGCUUGAGCUUCCGGAAGAGCGGGGCUUUUCAAUUAGGGACAGAAAACUGGUGUGAGGUCCACCAGGGGAGGGGAGUCGGGAUUCUUGCUUGCGGCGUUUCUGGGUGCUGCCCCUCGACGCAGCUUGGUGGGCGGCCGGAGAUGGUGCAGUGAGGUGGGCCAGUUGAGGAACGAGGCGCUUUUGUGAGGGAACAGAGCUCUGAACUUUUCUUUCCCGGCAAAGUCUGCGUGGCGCAGAUUCCAGGCCCACAGGCAGGUGCAUGUAGCAGAACGAAACCUCGCGGCCCCCACCGCUGGCUGGUUUAAGUGGGAACGGGUUUAUGUCUGUAUGGACUUGUAUUAGUUGGUCUGAUUUCCUGUUUGGGGAGGCUGGGAGGAAAAUGGCGUCUGGGGAGCACCGGGGAGGGGGAGGAAAGAAGGAAACGGUGAAAUAAAUGGAACGUUUGGACCCCACACCUUGCUGGAUGUUUUGUGGGGUGUGCAGAUUGGUGGUGUUGUUGUUUGCAGUGUCAGGCUAGGACUAGGGAGACCUGGGUUCAAAUCUGUGGUCUGUUCUCUUCCCCAGCCAUGGGCCAAUCAUAAUCUCUCAGCGCGACCUACCUCGGAGGGUUGUUGUGAGAUUAUGGGAGAGUCUUGGGAUGGAACAUGACUGCCGCCCUGAGAUCCUUGAAGCUGCCUUGGAGCGAGUCGAACCACUGGUUCCCCACCCCUGCAUUAAAGGAAAGCGUUGAGCUCAGGGCAGGGCAGGCAAGUGAUGGUCCAGUUCAGGGACGAUGGUCUUCCAGAGACUCCAAACGAUCAGAGAUUAUGGGAGUUGUCCCAUGCUAACAUUUGCACGGUUGAAGAUUCCUUGUCCCUGUGUUUAAAGAAGCCAUAGUUGCAUUGGAGGCAGCUAAGGACAGUGAAGGCAAGUGAUGGUCCAGUUCAGGGAUGAAGAGCUUGUAGUUCUCAAGAAAUUGCUAGACUCCAACUCCCAACAGCACCAGCCAGCCUGGCCUAUAUUCAGGGAUGAUGACUAGCAUGAUGGCAGCUAGGGGCAGCGAAGGCUAGUGACGGUCCAGUUCAAGUAUGGAGAGCUUGUGGUUCUCAAUAAAUUGCUAGACUCCGGCUCCCAGCAUCUGGGAGCCAUGAGGCCCUUUUGCUGGAUUGUUGCUGCUCAGUGGUGGAGUAAGGUAAAGGUAAAGGGACC